Lathyrus oleraceus (garden pea) is the source of this 1386-nucleotide messenger RNA. RefSeq lists its product as uncharacterized. NCBI's taxonomy places the organism in Eukaryota, Viridiplantae, Streptophyta, Magnoliopsida, Fabales, Fabaceae. The record is from RefSeq and is a predicted model, not a curated record. The transcript has a single exon. Bases 1 to 1386 code for a protein of 461 amino acids.
AUGUCAUAUGCAGAGUUGUUCCCAGCUUUGUUAGCCAUAAAUCACAUUCAUACUCGAUCUCCAUUCAUUGUCCCAAAAGAAAUUCCCUAUUGGUACAAAGCUGAUCAAUUUUGUGUGUACCAUCAAGGAGUGUCUGGUCACAAUAUAGAGAAUUAUUAUGGCUUAAAAUAUGAUGUUCAAAGGCUGAUUAAAGGUGGCAUUUUGUCCUUCAAAGAUGUUAAUCUGAAUGUGCAGGUUAAUCCAUUACCUCAGCAUGGGGGAGCUUCAGUAAACAUGGUGCAUGGUUGUCCAGGAAAAUUUGCAGUCUUCGAGGUUAGGUUUAUCAGAGAAUCCUUAGUCAGAAUGUAUGCUAGUUUGACAAGGCUUGCCUUCAUUGAUCAUGAACACAAUUACACUGCUUGUAGAAUUUGCUCCAUGAAUAUGCAUGCAUAUCCUCUUGUAUGCCAAGAUAUUCAGAAGUUGUUGGAUCAAAGGACUAUCAGGAUCACCUAUGAUAGGAACCAUGAUGAUGAUGAAGUUAAUGUUAUAGUAACUCAGUUCAAUGUUCCCAAUCUUGUGGAGAUCAUUUAUGAUAGCCGAAAGACUUCUGCUUCUCCUUUGGUUAUUAGUUUUCCCGGUCCAGUUCCUUAUAAAUCUGACAAGGCUAUACCAUACAAGUAUAACGCCACCAUGAUUGAAGAUGGAGUGGUGGUUCCUUUGCCUUCCGUUGUUAAUAUUGUUGAUGUGAGCAGAGUCACAAAAAGUGGGUGUGUGUUUUUCUCUACACCUCCCAUAAGAAUUGAAGAUAUCGCUAUAAGGAAAACUCAUGUUGAGAUUCCAUUUGAGAAGGUUGGUCAGUCUAGUGGUACAAAUCAGAAGGUGGAUAAUGAUGAAAUGUUGAGAUUGGUAAAGAAAAACGAGUAUAACGUGGUGGAGCAACGGUUAUACACACCAUCAAAGAUAUAUGUGUUAUCCUUGUUAAUGAGCUUUAAGGCUCAUCGAGAAGCUUUGCAAAAGGUUUUAGAACAAACAUAUGUAGAUCAUGACGUGACUGUGGGUCAAUUUGAUGGUAUUGUAGCUAACAUAACUGCCUGCAACAAUCUGAGUUUUUGUAAUGAAGAGCUCCCUGAAGAGGGUAGAAAUCAUAAUAUGGCACUACAUAUUUUAAUGAACUGUGUGAGUGGCGCUCUUUCUUAUGUGUUGGUAGAUACCGGACCGUUACUGUAUAUGAUUCGUAAAUUAACACUUUCCACAUUAUCUUUUCAAGACGCUCCAAUGAGGGGAAGUGGGAUUGUUGUGAAGGCUUUCGAUGGUUCCCGAGAAACUGUUAUUGGAGAGGUAGACUUGCCUAUGACUAUUGGUCCUCACAAUUUUAGAUCAUGUUCUAGGUUAUGGACAUUGAAGUAG